Messenger RNA from Camelina sativa (false flax), 447 nucleotides. RefSeq lists its product as uncharacterized. The record is from RefSeq and is a predicted model, not a curated record. NCBI's taxonomy places the organism in Eukaryota, Viridiplantae, Streptophyta, Magnoliopsida, Brassicales, Brassicaceae.
UUUGUUCCCUCGAGUAGUUUAUAUAAGACACAAAUUUUAGGUAGGAGAAAUAUAAAAAGAAAGAAGAAGGAUCGACGUUUCAAGAACGGAUAUGGAGAGAAAGGUGGCAUUGGUGAUGGCAUUGAUGUUGCUUAUGUCUAUGUUGGUUUCCGCCGAGGAAGCACCAACGGUUGGACAGCAUAUAGACUCAGCCACAACCAGCGUUGGCAAAUUCUUCAAUGAUCAUGCCCGUCCUGCCAUCGAUUCCGUCGCAUCCGCCGUUGAAUCCGUCACAUCCUCCGUCAAAUCCGUCUACGGCUGGUUUCAUGAUAGAGCUACGGAUUUGGGACUCUAAAGAUCUGCUAAUGAGCGAAGGAAGGGGUUUGGAAAUUAUUUUCAGCCAAUACAGUUUGAUCUCCAUGUACUACUUUAUUUUAACUUAAUAUUAUAAGAAACGAAAAAAAGAUU